This is a messenger RNA of Macadamia integrifolia, 2244 nucleotides long. Its product is annotated as protein WHAT'S THIS FACTOR 1 homolog, chloroplastic. Gene Ontology annotation, molecular function: RNA binding. The transcript has 2 exons. Bases 77 to 1339 code for a protein of 420 amino acids. The record is from RefSeq and is a predicted model, not a curated record. NCBI's taxonomy places the organism in Eukaryota, Viridiplantae, Streptophyta, Magnoliopsida, Proteales, Proteaceae.
UUUACAUUGCCCUUGCAACCAAACGAAGCGCCAGGAAACCUCUUCACGGGAUAGCAAAAGCUUCAUAAGAACGAAAAUGGCGGCAGGUGGAACUCACCCAACCAUGAAAUUUCGAAACCCUAAAACUUCGAGUCUACCAUCACUUUUCUGUAUCCUGCGUAACUUUUCUCUAUGGUCAAUGAAGAAGGACCCAGCACUUGAAUCGGCCCUUUGUCGGAACCGUCGUUGGAUCGUGAACAAUCAGAUUAAGAACAUCAUUCUUCGAUGCCCAAACCAGGUAACUACUGUUGGAUUCAUUCAGAAAAAAUUCAAGACACUCGAUCUACAGGGUAAAGCUCUCAAUUGGUUGAUGAAGUACCCUUGUUGCUUCGAAGUUUAUCGCGAGAAUGACGAACAGUAUUGCCGAUUAACGAAACGGAUGAUAUCUCUAGUGGAAGAGGAAGAAUCAGUGAAAGACCAGCAGGAGACGGUAUUUGUAGAGAGAUUGGCGAAGUUGUUGAUGAUGAGCUCCCGUCGGAAGCUCAAUGUAGUGAAGUUGAAUGAAUUGCAGAGGAAUUUUGGUUUUCCAGAUGAUUAUUUGGUCAGGAUUGUACCCAAGUACACAGACGUGUUCCGGAUUGUUAAUUACAGUGGACGACGAAACUCCAUGGAAAUUGAGCUUGUUUCUUGGAGCCGUAAUUUAGCGAUUUCAGCGAUAGAAAGCCGAGCUCGGGAGCAGCAGACUGAACCUUGCUUUUCUUGUUCGUUGCCCUUGAGCUGGGUUAAAUCGUGGGAGAGAUUUAAUGAAUUUAAUGGGACACCGUAUAUAUCGCCUUACAUAGAAGCUAGGGAGUUUCUGGAGGGAUCUAAAGAAAUGGAGAAGAGGGCAGUGGGUUUGGUACAUGAAUUGCUCUCAUUGACGUUAUGGAAGAAAGCCUCAAUUGUAAAGCUUGAACAUUUUAGCAGAGAGUUUGGCUUACCGGAAAGGUUGAAUGUUCUACUGCUUAAGCAUCCAGGUAUAUUCUAUGUUUCAAAUAAGUAUCAGAUUUACACCGUUGUUCUUAGGGAAGGAUAUUAUGGUUCAGAGCUCAUCAACAAGGACCCUCUAGUUGUUGUGAAGGAGAAAUUCGGGGAGCUGAUGCAGGAAGGGCUUUAUGAAUAUAAUCAAAGACGGCAUGUGCUGAAAUUAGAGAAGAAGAGAAAGAGAGGUGAGGUUUUGGGAAGAUCACAGAACAGAGAGGAAAGGAGUAUCCUUGGAACACCCGAAAAAGAUGAUCAUCCAGGGCAGGGGAGUGCUUUAUACGAUCCAGAAGAAAGAAAGCGGUUCUAUAAAGUUCUCUUUGACGAUGAUACCUCAUAGUAGAUCAGAUACUUGCUGCAGGCAUGACAUAUUAAUCUCCGUUUGCAUUCAUAUACUGACGAUUUUCGUUGGAACAUGAUUAUCCUUCGGUUUGAUCAGGAUGACCAUUCUUUUUCUCAUAAAUUAUUAUUGGUAGACUCAUUACUUAUGCUGUACUUUGCUGAUGGGUUAACUUGUUUCUUUUGCUUCAAUUGCUUUAAAAGUACCCUCAUGUGAGGUUGUAAAGACUCUGGAGAUCAGAAAUGAAUGGAUGGGGAGGGAGAUUGGAAAAAGAUGUCUCUUGUUCUAAGUUGCAAUCUUAGAGAUUUUAUAAGCUCUUAAAAGCCUCAGCUGAAAUGAAGGUGAAGAUGUUUGAUAGUUUCUAUUGCAGCAUGUGCCAACAUGAUUAUGCCAUAAAGAUGACAAGUCGCUUGUGAGGGAUUUUUCUCCUUGUGAGUUAUCAGUGCUGUUCAUGAAGCUCUGGCAGAAAGGGAAGGUCAAUGAGUGCGGUAUUUGUUGAAAAAGCUAGGGCUGACUCAGAGACCUGGGACCUUGCUGAGCAACGAAUGAUCGUCUGUCUUUUGGGGGAGAGACUCCCAACUUGAGUCAUUUAACACAUGAUCAGUCCACUGAAUGCUAACCUAACACUAGCAUUUUCUUAUGAGAAUCGAAUUUACCUUUGAAGACAGUAUAUUUACCUCCUCAAUGACUGCAUUAAGAAUGCUUCUGGUAUCCCGGCUGGCAUUGAAGAUACUAAUGAAGGUAUUGCCCAGAGGUUAUUAGAAAGCUUGAAAUUGUUUAAAGUAUCCUUUGUUCAUGUAUAACAAUGGUUGGGAACCCCACAAAGAUAAAUUGAUAUAUUGCAUUGCUGAAUUGGAUUUUGAACAUUGAAAUUAAUUAUAGUCUUCCUGGAACUAUUUUUUGCA